This is a messenger RNA of Corticium candelabrum, 1068 nucleotides long. RefSeq names its product glyoxal reductase-like. Gene Ontology annotation, molecular function: oxidoreductase activity. Bases 19 to 966 code for a protein of 315 amino acids. The transcript has 9 exons. Lineage: Eukaryota; Metazoa; Porifera; Homoscleromorpha; Homosclerophorida; Plakinidae. The record is from RefSeq and is a predicted model, not a curated record.
ACCACGUGAUUAGCAGAGAUGUCCGUUCUCGCAUGCAUACAUGCUGCAAUUCUACUUGCUUCUUGCCGCUUAUUGCAUUGCCAGGAAACAUUCGACUUUCCACAUUCCGAUUUUGGUACUGUAGCUGAUGGUUCUCUAACAAUCAACUCUACUGUUUUGUUAAAUGAUGGCACAUCCAUUCCUCUAUUUGGCUUGGGAGUCUAUCGCUCACAACCAGGUGAGGAGACAGAAGAUGCUGUUCGAUGGGCUCUGCAGUAUGGAUACAGGCAUGUGGACACAGCAUCGCGUUACAGGAAUGAGGAGAGUGUGGGGAGGGCUGUGAUGGAUUCGGGCAUAUCGAGAGAAGAGAUAUUUAUUACAACAAAGAUAUUCAAUGAUGACCACGGAUAUGAGAAAACACUGGCAGCUGGAAGAGCAAGUCUUGCCAAGCUUGGUACUGGAUACAUUGAUCUGUUACUGAUGCAUGCACCUGGUGAACAGACCGUGUCUACGUGGCAAGCAAUGAUUCAACUGAAAGAAGAAGGAGUGUGCAGGUCAGUGGGUGUGUCCAACUUUGGUGUCCACCACCUAGAAGAGCUGCAUAAGGCGACGGGUGUCACUCCAUCAGUCAACCAAAUUGAAGUGUCACCAUAUCUACAGAGACGAGACAUCGUGGACUAUUGUCAAGCUCACGGCAUUGCUGUGGAGGGGUAUUCCCCUCUGACUAAAGGAGUUAAACUUGACGAUCCAAUGCUUGUGAAAAUAGCCGCCAAAUAUCCUGGCAAGACGACAGCUCAUGUGUUGAUUCGAUGGUCAGUCCAGCAGCGAUACAUUACGAUACCUAAAUCAGCCAAGAAGGAAAGGAUACAAGCAAAUAUUGAUGUUUUUGAUUUCAAUCUGGAUGAAGAAGAUAUGGCCGAAUUGGAAACACUGGAGGAGUAUCUUUUGACAGGAUGGGAUCCUACUGUUGAUGAAUGGAAACCGUAGUCUAGUGACAGAUACACUGUGUAUUGAUAUGCUGGUGCUUUGUUUUGUCUAACAGUCGCAAAUCAUUGUUUUCAUAUUUUUCCAUGAACCUGUUCAGUUGUA